UGCUUCCAAUGAUGAAUCACUUCCGUUACUUUUAACUUUGACCCUUCAUAUGAUCCAAAAUGGCGGCCCCCUUGAGAAGCAUUGGAAGACUCUUCUGUCGGACUAACAUUGUGUAUCAAAGUUUACGAGAGGUUCGGGGAGGACAUGUUAUGUUACCUGUCAUAAGGCACCAAGAUGGAAGUCCUUGUGUGCAGGUUAAUCGGUCAUUUUGUACCCCAGCAUCAUCUGAUAACGACGUUGCAGCAACUCUUGAUGCUUUGUCCCGGUACAAAGACAGACCCUGGGAUUAUUUGGAGAGCGAAGAGUACAUUGAACGCUACGGAUCAAAACCAGUGUGGGUCGAUUACAGGAGGAACCAUAAAGGGGGGAUUCCGCCUCAGAAAACACGUAGAACCUGUAUUAGAGGAGAUAAAAUUUGCGGCAAUCCCUGUCCCAUCUGCAGAGAUCCAAAUGUCAUCAUUCAUCACCAGAAUGUGAAGUUGUUGCAGCAGUUUGUUAGUCCUUACACAGGUUUGGUCUUGGAUCCCACAAGAACAGGUGUGUGCAUGAAACAACAGAAACAUCUUAACCAGGCAAUAGAGACCGCUAGGGACCAUGGUUUGAUGCCUGUACAGGUACCUCAUGUGGAUUUCUCAGGGGAGGACUACUCCAAUUCCCAUGCAGCAGUGGGAAAAACACCACCUUCCUCUGCUGUAAAGGCUGGUGAACCUUGGUAUCACUGGUAUGAAACCAUGAUUCCAGAUGAACGGGAAUUGGCACGGGUAAAGAAGAUAUACAAACCCUACCUGAAACAAUAGUGUGUAUUUGUGGGGAUACAAAGGCAUAGGCCCAAUAAUGGGUGGCUUUCACUGUUAAUGUCUUGUCUAAUGCCUGCACUUGUGGUGUCAUUAUAGAAAACAUUAUUGAAAAGUAUAUUAUGAAAGUCAUUAUUUGUCUAUCCCUCAUUAGUGUUGAAUCAAUCCCCGUCAUGCCCUGUUGAUCACUGAGGUGUAACAGUUUAUUUUGUUUGUUCAAGUCAUGUCAAAUCUUCCUGAAGCUUUUUUUUUUUUUUAAAUAACUUCUGUCCAUUAAGUAAAUGCUAAUUUAAUAAAAACACAAGUGGAUAAUGUGA
Molecule: messenger RNA, 1111 nt
Organism: Alosa sapidissima (American shad)
Lineage: Eukaryota; Metazoa; Chordata; Actinopteri; Clupeiformes; Clupeidae
Gene: mrps18b
Product: mitochondrial ribosomal protein S18B
Exons: 7
Coding region: 60-797 (245 amino acids)
Biological process (GO): mitochondrial translation
Cellular component (GO): mitochondrion; ribosome
Molecular function (GO): structural constituent of ribosome
Source: RefSeq, a predicted model, not a curated record